AUGGGUAAUUCUGGGAGUAAAAUUAAUUUUCGCAAAGCAGUGGUUGAACUUACAACGAAAAAAUCAAAAGUGGAAGAAGAUGCAUUUUGGGAAGAGUUAUGUGCUUCUAAUAUAAACAGUGCUGCGGAUAUUUUUUCACUGAUCACAGCGGACGAUGUUCGUUCAUUGCGUGAUAAUUCUCCGAGCAAUCUGGCAGCUUUAUGUUAUAAAACUGUAGAUCAAAUAACAACAGCAUGUAACUCUCCAUCAGCCAUAUCGUCGACAAAGGUACUGAAUUGUAUACGACUUCUAACAAGGGUUUGUCCAUAUUUAUUCGAAGAUUCGGAUUGGAAAUGUUUCUUUUGGUCGUUACCAUCAGCAGAAGAAAAUGAACAGUUUCCCCAUCAACCAUUAGCAUAUACAUUGAUAUCCGCUCUUACCGAUCUACUCUUUUGUCCUGAAUUCACCGUUUCAUCUCUUAGAAACCAUCCGGGAGGAUCGGAUGACCUAAGUACGAUUGACAGCUGCGAAUAUAUAUGGGAAGCUGGAGUUGGUUUUGCGACAAAACCACCGCAAGUAGCAGAGCAUGAUCAGCGACGGACUGAAAUUCUCAAACUUUUGUUGACAUGCUUUUCAGAAGUUAUUUAUGUCUCAAUUUCAGAUGAAAAUAGAAUGAGAUGGAUAGCAAGAUUUACAUCUGCGGAAAAUCGUCACGUUCUUCCGCUUUUUACUUCCCUCCUUAAUAUAGUUUGCGCAUAUGAUCCAGUUGGUUUCGGUGUACCUUAUAAUUAUUUACUUUUUACGGACACCAGAGAACCACUUGUGCAGACUGCAUUGCAAGUGCUUAUCGUGUGCUUGGAUAAUGAAACACAAUCGUCUGACAAGAAAAACGAAUAUGCUGACAAUUUUUUCAUUAAUUAUCUAUCAAGGAUUCAUCGCGAGGAGGACUUUGAAUUCAUGUUAAAAGGCAUGACUCGUUUAUUAACAAAUCCAUUGGUUGCAACGUAUCUUCCGAGUUCUACCAAAAAAAUAACAUGCCAUCAAGAACUCCUCGUUUUACUCUGGAAAUGCUGUGAAUACAAUCAGAAAUUCAUGUUUUAUUUAUUGAAAACAAGUGAUGUUCUGGAGGUACUUGUCCCGAUAUUAUUUCACAUUAGUGCUUCUCGCAAUGAUCCAGCUCGUGUUGGUUUGAUACACAUGGGUGUUUUUAUUAUUCUGUUGUUAAGUGGUGAACGAAACUUUGGUGUACGUUUAAAUAAACCCUACACUCCACGAGCAGCUAUCGAUGUUCAGUCAUUCACUGGAACACAUGCAGAUUUGCUUAUCCUUGUGUUUCACAAGCUGAUAACCACUGGCAAUCACCGAUUGCAAUCACUUUUCGACUGUCUUUUAACAAUUAUUGUGAACGUGUCACCAUACCUGAAGUCCAUUUCGAUGAUCGCCGCUAAUAAGCUUAUUCAUCUCAUUGAAGCUUUUUCAACUCCCUGGUUUUUGUUUUCAUCGCCGACGAAUCAUCUUCUUAUUUUCUUCCUUCUUGAAGUUCUCAAUAAUAUUAUUCAAUAUCAGUUCGAUGGAAAUUCAAAUUUGGUGUAUACUAUCAUUCGAAAACGCCAAGUAUUUUAUCAGCUGGCAAAUCUUUCAUCUGAUUCAGCAUAUAUCAUGAAAAUGCUACAGGGGCGCAAAGGUCGUAAAAGCGGUGCGGUUGCUGAAUCAAAGUCAAUAGCUGUAGCAAAAUCUGUUGAUGAUGUGGAAAACAAAGCGAAUAUAAAGGCUACCCUGGCUGAAACGCCAUUGGUAUCAGCAAUGACAGAAAAAGGAGUGAACGAUUUGGCACAAGCAAGCGAUGAUGUACAAGAAGGUUGGAUGGCAAGUACAGACUGGGUUGAAUCCUGGAAAAGUAAACUUCCUCUUCAAACGGUGAUGAGGCUUCUGCAAGUUCUUGUGCCACAGGUUGAGAAGAUUUGCAUCGAUAAGGGUUUAACAGACGAAAGCGAAAUCCUGAAGUUCCUUCAGCAUGGUACUUUGGUAGGAUUGUUGCCAGUUCCUCAUCCUAUACUUAUUAGAAAAUAUCAGGCUAACGCUGGUACUAAUCACUGGUUUCGAACGUAUCUAUGGGGAGUCAUUUAUUUAAGAAAUAUCGACCCACCAAUUUGGUAUGAUACCAAUGUUAAAUUGUUCGAAAUCCAGAAAACCUAG
Brugia malayi is the source of this 2175-nucleotide messenger RNA. It is a transcript of the gene Bma-hid-1, whose product is annotated as High temperature-induced dauer formation protein 1, isoform b, putative. Bases 1 to 2175 code for a protein of 724 amino acids. Lineage: Eukaryota; Metazoa; Nematoda; Chromadorea; Rhabditida; Onchocercidae. Gene Ontology annotation, cellular component: Golgi trans cisterna; Golgi medial cisterna; membrane. The transcript has 14 exons. The record is from RefSeq and is a predicted model, not a curated record.